AUUAGUAGUUAGUUUGAUUAUCUUAAUAGAAUCAUUAUAUGCAUGCAUGGAUUCAAUUUCAAGCUCAAUGUUAUAUAAUUAGAUGAUGAUCUGCGUGUUGGAAACUAGGGGGGCAUGGUACUUUGCUUGGCAAUAUUAUAAUCAUUCAUCAUGAAUUUCUUUAAUCAUUGCUUAAUCACAACACUACAAUGAUGAGAAAUUGUUGGGACUGUUUCAAAACUGGACACAUGACAGCCAAUGUAGAUCAGGAAGAUGGGGAUUUUCAGUUCUAUUUCUCUUCUGUAUAUAAGAGGCUUGAUGCAUUGGCUUAAACAACAACCAAUACCACCUCUACAUUCACAUUCUUGAGAGGCUUUUUUUCUGCAGAAGGAAAAAAAUGGCCGUCUGUCAUCUCCGUUCAAUCAGCUUACCAUCUGGAUCUCAUCCUCUAACUACAAGUAUUGAGGAGCAGCUGUGCAAGUUAAAGGAAUCACAAUCCUUAUCAAUAGGCCAGAAAUUGAGUGGCAUAAAGAAUUUGUUCGAUUGCGUUGAUGAUUUGCUACAAAUGCCCCAAGCCCAACAGACUCUCUCCCAGGAAAGGCAAAGCCAGUGUGUAGAAAAUGCAUUGAAUGGAUCUCUGGAAAUGUUGGAUCUGUGUGAUUCCACAAGAGAAUUUUUCUCACUGAUGAAGGAAUGUGCACAGGAGCUUGAAUUAUCUCUUCGCAGAAGAAAGGGCGGAGACUCUGGCUUGACAAGUGAAGUUGAUGCAUACAUGGUAUCUAGAAAGAAGAUCAAUAGUGCCAUUCGCAAGUGCCUAAGAAAUUUAAGAAGAAAGGAGAGGAAUUGCAUAACAGCCUUGGACAAUAACUCCAACUUGACCAACAUGAUUAGCACGCUAAGAGGAGUUCAAGAAAUUAGUCUUGUGGUAUUCGAGUCAAUCUUAUCUUUCAUUUCCCAGCCAAAGGCAAGAUCAAAGCCUUCUGGAUGGUCUAUCAUCUCAAAAUUACUGCAAUCCAAACGUGUAUCCUGUGAAGUGGAAAUUGAAGUCAAUGAAGUAGAGAAGAUUGAUGCUGAAUUGCUUAUCCUGAAGUCAAGCAAAGACGUCAGUAUUUCACAACUUCAAAAACUUUUGAAAGGAUUGGAGGCUUUGGAAUCAAGCAUUCAAGAAGCAGAAGAGGAUCUGGAAUGCAUCUAUAGGCGAUUGGUGAAAACUAGAGUAUCCCUUCUCAACAUUUUGAAUCAUUAAGGGUGUUGCUUCCUUCAACUGCCCAACACAAUUUUGUAUCAUAGUGU
Molecule: messenger RNA, 1272 nt
Organism: Hevea brasiliensis (rubber tree)
Lineage: Eukaryota; Viridiplantae; Streptophyta; Magnoliopsida; Malpighiales; Euphorbiaceae
Exons: 1
Coding region: 377-1225 (282 amino acids)
Biological process (GO): shoot system development; root development
Source: RefSeq, a predicted model, not a curated record